Messenger RNA from Puma concolor (puma), 1200 nucleotides. The record is from RefSeq and is a predicted model, not a curated record. Lineage: Eukaryota; Metazoa; Chordata; Mammalia; Carnivora; Felidae.
AUGGCUGCUCCUGUCCCGUGGGCCUGCUGUGCUGUGCUUGCUGCCGCCACUGCUGUUGUCUACGCCCAGAGACACAGUCCUCAGGAGGCACCCCACGUGCAGUACGAGCGCCUAGGUUCAGAUGUGACUCUGCCGUGUGGGACAGCAAACUGGGAUGCAGCGGUGACGUGGAGGGUAAAUGGGACAGACCUAGCCCCUGACCUGCUCAACGGCUCUCAGCUUGUGCUCCAUGGCUUGGAACUGGGCCACAGUGGCCUCUAUGCCUGCUUCCACCGUGACUCUUGGCAUCUGCGCCACCAAGUCCUACUACAUGUCGGCUUGCCGCCGCGGGAGCCUGUGCUCAGCUGCCGCUCCAACACUUACCCCAAGGGCUUCUACUGCAGCUGGCAUCUGCCCACCCCCACCUACAUCCCCAACACCUUCAAUGUGACCGUGCUGCAUGGCUCCAAAAUUAUGGUCUGUGAGAAGGACCCAGCCCUCAAGAACCGCUGCCACAUCCGCUACAUGCACCUGUUCUCCACCAUCAAGUACAAGGUCUCGAUAAGUGUCAGCAAUGCCCUGGGCCACAACGCUACAGCUAUCACCUUCGACGAGUUCACCAUUGUGAAACCUGACCCUCCAGAAAAUGUGGUAGCCCGACCAGUUCCCAGCAACCCUCGCCGGCUAGAGGUGACUUGGCAGACCCCUUCAACCUGGCCUGACCCUGAGUCCUUUCCUCUCAAGUUCUUUCUGCGAUACCGACCCCUCAUCCUGGACCAGUGGCAGCAUGUAGAGCUGUCAGAUGGCACAGCGCACACCAUCACAGAUGCCUAUGCUGGGAAGGAGUACAUCAUCCAGGUGGCGGCCAAGGACAAUGAGAUUGGGACAUGGAGUGACUGGAGUGUGGCCGCCCAUGCCACGCCCUGGACUGAGGAGCCACGACACCUCACCACUGAGGCCCAGGCUCCGGAGACCACGACCAGCACCACCAGCUCACUGGCACCCCCACCCACCACGAAGAUUUGUGACCCUGGGGAGCUGGGCAGCGGCGGAGGAACCUUGACACCUUUCUCAAUCGGCGUCCCUGUGACCCUGGCCCUGGCCGCUGCUGCCGCCACUGCCAACAGUCUCCUGAUCUGCCCCCUGCCCUGUCUCCCCAGAGCCCGGCAUCCCGUGAGGACAUGCCAGCGCACCUGCAGAGGAGCAGGAGGCCGGAGCUGA